UCUCAGACUCGGCUCAGCUCGCCGCGCACCGUCUCUCUCUUCGCACGGAGAACCGCGUGCCGUUAAAACGCCGGGAUUAAAGCGAGAAAGUCGGACUGAAAUGCUGAGAGGAGCCGCCGCGCUGCUGAAGCGCCGCUGGCCGCGCGGACCGACGUCAUCAUCUCAACGUUCAUUUAGCCUGAAGGCCCAGACUGCACACCUGGUACUCGAGGAUGGCACCGUGAUGAAGGGCUACUCCUUUGGCCAUAGGUGGUCAGCGGCUGGAGAGCUGGUCUUCAACACGGGGCUUGUGGGGUAUCCAGAAGCCCUCACAGACCCCAGUUAUAGAGGUCAGAUCCUCACACUCACAUACCCCAUUGUGGGUAACUAUGGUGUACCCAAUACAGAGGAGCUUGACGAAUUGGGACUGAGAAAGAACGUGGAGUCUGAUCGCAUUCAAGUGUCGGGACUGCUGGUGCAGGACUACAGCCACGACUUCAGCCACUGGAACUCGGUGAAGUCUCUGGCACAGUGGCUGCAAGAGGAGCAGGUGCCAGCUCUAUACGGUGUGGACACUAGGAUGCUGACUAAGAUCAUCCGAGACAAGGGCACAGUUUUGGGGAAGAUUGAGUUUGAAGGGCAGCCUGUAGAAAUAACUGAUCCAAACAAGAGGAAUCUUGUGGCAGAGGUCUCUACAAAGGAAACCCAAGUGUUUGGUAAAGGCAACCCUAUCAAAGUGGUGGCAGUGGACUGUGGGAUCAAGCACAACAUAAUCAGACUGCUUGUCAAGCGUGGAGCUGAGGUGCACUUGGUGCCAUGGAACCAGGACCUCAUGAGUCUGGAUUAUGAUGGUCUGUUCAUCUCUAACGGCCCUGGAGACCCAUCUCUGGCUAAAACCCUGAUCCAGAAUGUUCGCAAGGUGCUGGAAAGUGAUCGGCCCCAGCCUGUUUUUGGCAUCUGUAUGGGGAACCAGAUCACAGCUUUGGCUGCUGGUGCCCAGUCUUACAAACUGCCCAUGGGGAACAGAGGCCAGAACCAGCCGGUGCUGAAUGUGAUGACCGGGCAAGCCUUCAUCACGGCUCAGAAUCAUGGCUACGGGAUUGACAGCGAGUCUCUGCCUCCAGGCUGGAGUCCACUUUUCAUCAACGCCAAUGAUGGAACCAAUGAGGGCAUCAUGCAUAACACCAAGCCAAUUUUCACCGCGCAGUUCCAUCCAGAGGCAAAGGGAGGCCCCACAGAUACUGAGUUCUUGUUUGAUACCUUCCUAUCCCUGAUAAAGAAGGGGAAAGAUGCAAGCAUUGAGUCUGUGAUGCCGAAGAAGCCUGCAGUUCCACAGAGAGCCCAGGUCUCUAAGGUGUUAGUGCUGGGCUCUGGUGGCUUGUCUAUUGGCCAGGCUGGAGAGUUUGACUAUUCGGGAUCGCAGGCUGUGAAAGCCAUGAAGGAGGAGAACCUGAAAACUGUGCUGAUGAACCCAAACAUCGCUUCAGUGCAGACUAAUGAGGUGGGCACCAAGCAGGCAGACUCGGUCUACUUCCUGCCUGUCACGCCUCAAUUUGUGACGGAGGUGAUCAAAGCCGAGAGGCCUGAUGGCAUCCUGCUCUCAAUGGGGGGACAGACUGCACUCAACUGUGGAGUGGAGCUGUUUCAGAGCGGCGUUCUGCAGAAGUAUGAGGUGAAGGUGUUGGGCACACCCGUUGAGUCCAUCAUGGCCACAGAGGACAGACAGCUCUUUGCAGACAAACUAAUGGAGAUUAAUGAGAAGAUUGCCCCCAGUAUCGCAGUGGAGUCGGUGGCAGAUGCUCUAAAGGCAGCAGAUGAAAUUGGCUACCCGGUGAUGUUACGCUCAGCCUAUGCUCUAGGAGGACUGGGCUCAGGCCUCUGUGCUGACAAACAGAAACUGGAAGAAACGGCACGCAAGGCUCUGGCCAUGAGCAGUCAGAUCCUUGUGGAGAAAUCUUUGUUGGGCUGGAAAGAGGUGGAAUACGAAGUGGUCAGGGACAUAUCUGAUAAUUGUGUCACUGUCUGCAACAUGGAGAACUUUGACCCCUUAGGCAUUCACACAGGUGACUCCAUCGUGGUGGCACCCAGCCAGACGCUGUCCAACGAGGAGUACCAUAUGCUGCGGGAGACGGCCAUUAAAGUGGUGCGUCACCUGGGCAUUGUGGGUGAGUGCAACAUCCAGUAUGCCCUGCACCCAUCCUCGCUGGAGUACUGCAUCAUUGAAGUCAAUGCCCGGCUCUCUAGAAGCUCAGCACUGGCUUCUAAAGCCACCGGGUACCCCCUGGCAUUUGUAGCAGCCAAGCUAGCGCUGGGCAUCCCUCUGCCUGAGAUCAAGAAUGCAGUGUCCGAGAAGACCACUGCCUGUUUCGAGCCCAGUCUGGACUACAUUGUGACUAAGAUCCCUCGCUGGGACCUGGACCGCUUCCAAGGCAUGUCCCGAGAGAUCGGCAGUGCCAUGAAGAGUGUAGGAGAGGUAAUGGCGGUGGGUCGCACCUUCGAGGAGAGCAUCCAGAAGGCACUGCGGAUGUGCCACCCCUCAGUGGACGGCUUUGUGCCGCGGCUGCCCCUCAAGAGAGCCUGGAGUGAGCAGAGCGACCUGCGCCAGGAGCUGGCCGUACCCUCCAGCACUCGCAUUUUCUCGCUCGCCAAGGCCCUGCACGACGGAGUCACUGUGGACCAGAUCCAUGAACUCACAGCCAUUGAUAAAUGGUUCCUGCACAAACUCAGACGCAUUACGGAGCUGGAACAGCACCUGCGUCAGUACAAUAGCUCCACAGUUCCAGGUGAUGUGCUCCUGAAGUCCAAGCAGGAGGGCUUUUCGGACCGGCAGGUAGGCCAGGCCCUGGGCAGCUCUGAGGGAGAGGCCCGCACCCUGAGGCUGAGCCACAACAUCCGACCGUGGGUCAAACAGAUCGACACACUUGCUGCAGAGUAUCCUGCUGUCACCAACUAUCUCUACUGCACCUACCACGGCCAGGAGCAUGACCUGGACUUCAGUGACCAGGGUGUGAUGGUGUUGGGCUGUGGUCCUUAUCACAUUGGCAGCAGUGUGGAAUUCGACUGGUGCGCAGUGUCGAGCAUCCGCGCCCUCAGACAGAUGGGGAAGCGUACCGUGGUGGUGAACCAUAACCCAGAGACGGUCAGCACCGACUUUGACGAGUGCGACCGGCUCUACUUCGAGGAGCUGACUCUAGAGCGCAUUCUGGACAUCACCCAGCAGGAGGGCUGCACAGGUUGCAUAGUCUCUGUCGGGGGGCAGAUCCCCAAUAACUUGGCCGUGCCUCUGCACCUAAAUGGGGUGAAGAUUCUGGGCACGAGUCCGCUGCAGAUCGACCGGGCAGAGGAGCGCUCUGUCUUCUCCACUAUCUUGGAUGAGCUGGGCAUCGCUCAGGCUCCAUGGAGAGCCCUCAACUCCCUGGACGACGCUUUUGCGUUUGGCAGAAAAGUGGGUUAUCCCUGCCUCUUACGCCCAUCCUAUGUUUUAAGUGGUUCUGCGAUGAACGUGGCCUACGGGGAGGAGGAGAUGAAACGCUUUCUGGAGGAGGCGGCACAGGUUUCACAGGAGCAUCCUGUGGUCAUUACCAAGUUCAUUCGCGGGGCCAGAGAGGUUGAAGUGGACGCAGUGGCCAAGGCAGGCAAGGUGCUGGUUCAUGCCAUCACUGAGCAUGUGGAGGACGCUGGAGUUCAUUCAGGAGACGCCACCCUGAUCCUGCCGACACAGACCAUCAGCCAAGGAGCCCUGGAAAAGGUGAAGUCCGCCACCCGUAAAAUUGCGAAGGCGUUCGAGAUUUCAGGGCCGUUUAACACUCAGUUUCUGGUGAAAGGCAAUGAUGUCAUGGUGAUCGAGUGUAACCUGCGUGCCUCACGGUCCUUCCCAUUUGUGUCUAAAACCAUUGGUGUGGACUUCAUUAACGUGGCCACCAGAGUGAUGGUGGGAGAGCCAUUGAACGAGUCCCAGCUGCCCACCCUGGAGAACCCCAUCAUUCCCGUAGACUACGUUGGCAUCAAGGCGCCGAUGUUUUCCUGGCCACGCCUGAGGGACGCGGACCCUGUCCUGCGCUGUGAGAUGGCCUCCACCGGAGAGGUGGCUUGCUUUGGACCAAACAUCUACUCAGCCUUUUUGAAGGCCAUGCUCUCCACUGGGUUCAAACUCCCUCAGAAAGGAAUCCUCAUAGGGAUCCAGCAUUCAUUCAGGCCAGACUUCCUGUCCACCGCACACCAGCUUAAGGAGGAGGGAUUUAAACUGUACGCUACAGAGGCUACCUCAGCCUGGCUCAACGCCAAUGAUGUGCCCACGUCCCCAGUCGCAUGGCCCAGCCUCGAGGGUGAAGACUCCACCCUGCCUGGUAUCAGCAGGCUACUCAGUGAUGGCCAUAUUGACCUGGUAGUGAACCUUCCCAAUAACAACACCAAGUUCCUCAAGGACAACUUUCUUAUCCGCAGAAUGGCUGUGGACUACGGCGUGCCUCUCAUCACCAACUUCCAGGUCAUCAAGCUAUUUGUUGAGGCCAUCAAGUAUUCCAGUGAGCUGGACACUACCAGUCUGUUCCACUACCGCCAGCGAGACAGUGGCCAGCAGGGUUAAAGACAUCUGAGCACAACAUCCCCUCAUCGCAUCCCUUCUGUAACCUCCACGGCACAGAUCCCACUCCGCCUCUGGAGGUGCGAAGUGCCAUUAUGGCCAGCCCACUCUGCAGUGCCAUGUCUAAUGUCAUUUUGGGGGAGGGGGGGGUCGGAGCAUUCCAGCCACUCUUUAAGGUCACUGGGUUGUCAUUUUGACUGGGUUGAAGGACACUUGGUGUCAAGCUGAAUCACCUCAGUGUGACAACAGAGAGAGAACGGGAUUUUUUUGGGAAACGUUUUAAAUUACUGAUCUUAAGAUUCUCGCCUGGGGACAGUAUUGUUCUUUGUUUAUAUUUGUGUGCUGCUUUUCUUGACAGUACUUCUUAUUGUGUUGAAGAUAGCAAUUGCCUUAGCCCUAAAGGGGCUCCUGGACUAACAGAGCCUUUGAUAGGUUUUGGCUUCUUCUGAUUGUUCCUCUGUGUUUUUUUGUUUGUUUAUAUGCUGUAGUCUGUUUAUUCAGGCUCUAAUGGGAAGGAAGGUGCCGUUUCUGAAAUGGUUUUCCAGCUGUACUAUUAAAGGAGAAUUCCACGGGUUUAGAAAUUGUGCAGUAGUGCAGUGUAGAGAAAAGCACUAAAUCAGAUUUCUUUACAUUCUUGGUUGAAUGUGUCUUAAAACAGAGGGGGAGAAGCCUUUGGGGGAGCUCAAUAAACACCAGCAUGACACACUCCUUUCCACAUAUCAUCACUCUUCAGUUAUUUCACACCGCAUUACAUGUACAGCAGUCCUCUGAGAAAGGCUCUGGUUAUACUGUAAUAAUAAUAAGCGCUUGUGAUCUGAAUUGUGCUGUUCAUUAGCAUAAACCACAUUUUUAUGCAUCUUUUAAAUGACAUUUCCUUCGGCCCUUUCAUUAUGAAUUGUUUUUAUUGUCUCUGUUUGUUCAGCCACUUUGCUGAGUGAGAGUUUAGAGAGCACUCCUGGGAGAUGUAGAGGGACAUUGAAUUAAAAAUCCUCUGACUUAAUAAAGUCGAGCACAGUGAAUUAAUAGUGUUUUCCUCCCCAAUGAAUUUAAGACUGAUUGCCAUUGUUUAUCAAUUGGCAAGACCGACACAUCGAUCAGAGCUGGGUCCCCCGCCUGAAGUUUCGAAACCUAUAGAGAAUGCGUAAUCAAGCCGCUCGGUCCGUUUGCCGCCCACCGCUGGGGAAAAUUUAUACAGUUUGCUUUAUGUUAAGUGCUGAUGUUCAACAAACAGCUAAGGCUAAUACAUCAGCCGUGUGCUCUCCAGAGCUAAGCAGGUAUUGUAACUGACUGUGUUGCUAAUCAGUAGCUGAAGAGGUUCACAGGCUGAUAAGGUAACAGAGUGGUAUGUUAGAGGGACCUGUGUAAUGCCUCAUGGGAUAAUUAGAUCAGGUUUGCGCACUAACAGAGACAACACCAUCAGACAGAUGGUACCUCAUGCCAGCCAGGUGGGGGUCACUGGUGUUGUAGGAACGGAAUCAACUGCAAAUAUCUCGCUCUCCUCAUUGCUCUUAUUAGAGCCGCACCAUAAGGAAUACUGGCAUUUAAGUGCAGUACUAGUAUCAACAAUAAAGAAUAGUGAUAUCUCAGUAGAUGGAGCUUAAAAAAAGGAACAUUUUUGUGAAUUUGACAUGAAAAUGUAUAGACAUUCUGAGACUAAAAUACAGCAGUGACUGCUGUGGAAUUAUUUACUUCAACACAAGCUGAGGGUAACACUACACUACACGACAUUUACUCCGUCUACAGCCCCGAUUCUCAGUCUGGCUGAGUCUGAGCUAGUUGGAUCGAGUCGUGUUUAUCGUGUUUCAGACCAGUCAGAGUUUAUCAAACAUAUUUGAGUUUUUUGACGCGUCUCUGAGCGCAAUCUAGUAGUGUAUACUGGACUCCUGCAACAGCCAAUAAAAACUGAGAGCACAAAAGACAGAAAAACACAUACAAAUGACAAAAAGCAGAGCAUAUAAAUUUGGCAGACAUCAUCUUUUAAGACCCCACAUCUAUAAAAAUUUCUAAAGAUUUUGCCAGUUGUGUUCUACAGGUUCUAUUAUGUGGAGUGCAUGGACCCCAUGGAUUGCCACUUGUAAUGUAGACAGGUGUCCUAGCUGUUGUGACAAUUCAAAGAACUCAUGUUCUACAUCGGUUUCAGACGAAAGGUAAAGUGCAUUGCUAACAGUGAUAAUUUAAACAACCAUUUAUGCCCACCAUCUGAAAGCUACUGUAGAAGGAAAUCUGAAUAUGCACAAACAUCAAAUCUACAGAAUCUUCAUUAAUGUUAUGCUCAUAGUUCAAAGUGGCGAAUUUGACCGAAAGGCAACACGUUUGCAUGUAUGGUUAUACUACCGGAGUAAAAAUACUCACAGCAAAAUCUGUACAGCCAGUAUUUACGGGGAGGCACAACCAGCAGGGAUUUAAAUACGUCAAAUGUAGUUAACCAUUCAAAACUAAAACACAGCAAAGAGCUCAGCGACUUUUCAGAACUGUGAAACCACUGAAGUGUGAAGUUAUCCAACCACUUAAUUCCUCUCAUUGAAAACACUGUCAUGCUUCACUGCAGUCCUCCAGCAUAACAAUCAUGUCAUAAACAUGCCGUGGCAGAUGUCAUAUGCAGUCAUGAGCGGUUAUGACAGAUUUUGUUCAGUAGUUUAACACAGUUGUGCUGCUGUAGCCGUCAUGACAGAAGCAACAGUGACUAGUGACUGUUUUCACAGCAAACCAAGAGUUUCAAAUUUUAAUUAUCAUUAAAACUGCUCAGAAAAGUUUGCAACAGUGUCCCAGAGUCUGAGAUGUGGUCCUAUUUUGUUUGAAAAUGUUGGAAGCUUGAUUGAAGAUGGUCUGUCUUCAGAACAUGUGGAAGGAAGAUCGCUGUGAAAGAGUCUUCUCGGUGACCUUGUCAUGAUUGGCCCCUCCCAGUCCUGUCCAUGUGUGUUUGUUUUUGUAUCUGUAGUCCUGCCCCUUGUUUUGUGACUCCGCCCCUGAUUGUUUUCACCUGUCCCUUGUUACCCUUUGUUACUUAAGUCCUGUGUUUGCACUUUGUCUUUGCUGGUCUUUGUAUCAGUCUUUGUUGGAUAUAUUGGUCUGUUGUUUGAUGUGUUUGUUUGAUCCGUUUGAACCAGUUACUGUUUGUCAUCAUGUCUGGAAUUCGUUCUGUCCGUAUUGGCUCUUUGACCCUGGACCGUUAUGACCCUGAUUCUGGAUUUGCCCUCAAUAAAUGUCGCUUACCUCCGCACAUGCGUCCGCUACCUCGCUCCGCGUUACAGACCUCUAUCACCACUACAAGCCAAUGUGCUCUAAUGAACUUGCCACCUUGUCGAAACUCCAGGUAGGAUGUUUUGAUUAAAUCACUUAAAUAUGCUUAGGACACCUUAAAAAUAAAAAACUACCAGCAUUAAAACUACAAAGCUGAAACUGGCUUAUUGCUGGCUUAUUCCCCAGCUUCUUAUUUGAAUUUCCCCAUUCCGACUUAAAUGGAACAGCAGUUAUUAAUGGAUCGGGUGGAACAGGAAAAUAUAAAUCAGCCUUGUAUUAAAACUACAGGUCAGAUAGUUUGAUAGUUGCCAUCAUUUAAAAAAUAAAAAGGAUAAUUUGAGAGUCU
Messenger RNA from Pygocentrus nattereri (red-bellied piranha), 8147 nucleotides. It is a transcript of the gene cps1, whose product is annotated as carbamoyl-phosphate synthase 1, mitochondrial. The transcript is spliced from 38 exons. The record is from RefSeq and is a predicted model, not a curated record. The coding region runs from base 101 to 4564 and encodes 1487 amino acids. Gene Ontology annotation, cellular component: cytoplasm. NCBI's taxonomy places the organism in Eukaryota, Metazoa, Chordata, Actinopteri, Characiformes, Serrasalmidae. Gene Ontology annotation, molecular function: ATP binding; metal ion binding; carbamoyl-phosphate synthase (glutamine-hydrolyzing) activity. Gene Ontology annotation, biological process: L-glutamine metabolic process; 'de novo' pyrimidine nucleobase biosynthetic process.